GUGCCCCGCAUGCGGGGAGUAAUUACCCCCGCAAAGUUCAACGUGCCACUGCCCAAGCCUCAGGUUCGACAGCUGGCAAAGGUGAGUUGGCGAAUGGCAGCCAAGUGCGCUCACCAACGGCAACCUGCGGCCAGACCGUCGGCCGCAGACACGGACCAACAAGGACAGGCACACGGGCAGGCACGCAUACAGACAUCCUGGCAGCCAGACAGAGAGACAUCGAAAACGACGCGAUACAUGGCAAUGGCUAUGUAGACGACAGCGGUGGCGACGGCAACUGUUACGGCGUGCGCGGUGGCUAGACAGGCCAGCCUAGGCUUUCACGUGCUGGAGCAAUGGAAAAUAGCGCGCGCAACCAGAGCGGGCAUGUGCGCUCAUACUAUCUCCCCGAAGGGAAGAGGAGGAGCGAGGAUGAGGCAGAGAGGAAGCAGAGUUAACGCCAGGAGGAGGGAGUCACGCGCGGACAUUUCUGCACGCAGUGGCACGGGCGGAACUCCGCGCGCGCAUCCGGAGCGAGGUGGCUCACGGAUCAGAAGAAACAAACAGCAAGUGGAAGAGGUAGAGGUCGAGGACACAGAAUUCGACAGGCACGGGGAGAAGGAACAACAUUCGCUGUCCAGGCGCGGCCACGUUACCGCAUCAGCGACAUCGAAGAGAAUCCGCAUCGAGUGGACAACUCCAGGAUGGGCUGGGGAUCCGCCGCAGACUCUGCAGAACGCAUGACAAGUGGAGCAUGGAAGAGGGGAGACAUGUGACAACCGCCUGCAUACAUUGAGCACAUGCCAGGUCUUCUACUAAUCGCAGAAGUUUCUAUCUAACGCAGCAUCGAGUCUCAACCACCUUCGUGAGGAGGGGUUGAGACAGGAAGGACGAGGAGCAUGAGCAUAGUGAAGAGAAUCAGGAGGUGACGAGGGUGAUGAUUGAACUACACGAAGCAUCAUGGCCGAAGUUUAGCAGACAGGCCUGUUCAAAAAAAAAACCGUAGAAGUACGGUGCCGCAGACAUCCGUCGACGCUGUGCUGGUGCCAUGAUGCCAAUCAGACUGGGCACGAACUGAGCCCUUGAACAUACUCACACGCGAUAUGAAGCAUUAUUCGAUGCCUCAGUGAAUUAUGAAACUGCUAAGAAGCUUGCUAACAAGUAAGAAAGGAGGGCUGCACGGGGCCAAGGAUCUGGGGGGAGAAGAGACUGACCACCUACACGGCACGAGCUUAAGCUUUCGACGCGUGCGCGCGGGGCGAUCCCAGGACCGUGCGGCGGCAGGCUGCGCCGAGACCUCGGAAACCCCGGAGGACCUCGCCGCACGGUCCGUCGCCGCGGUCCGAAACGGAUGCCCAUCGAGCCUCCUCCGGCCUGCGGGCCGAAUCACCUGGAGAGGAGGAGGAGGGAGGAGGAGGAGGAGGAGGAGGAGGAGGAGGAGGAGGAGGAGGAGGAAGAGGAGGAGGAGGAGGCCUCCGAUGGCCGCUCCUGGCCUCCUUCGCGGGCGGGCGCGUGCGAAGGCCGCGCCACCGCGUGCAGGCAGGAUGUACGUUUGUUAGUCAUUCCUCUGAUGAGGGUUUGGUCCUGUGCAGGCUGGGCACAGAGGCCAGCUUCAGCGAGAGGAGCACAGGCAGGAUCCCGCGCGGUGUCGUAGGUCGAGGGCCCGCACAGGAAAAAACAGCUGCAUCAAAGUGCCAGCUCCCCACGGGCACCCGGCGGAGGAAUUCGUCUCGACGCGGGAAUCCCCACGUGUGCUUAGCCUUGCCAGCACAUUCACUUCGAGCCUCUGAGCAUUUGCGAACGAGUGUGUCUGUGCACGAGCAACUCUGGGCAUGGAUGGCCACGUGUGAGUCGGUGCCGCUGCGGGAAACGUGUCGUGGUUUGCGGUGCUUCGGAGGGAAAAAAAGGGAGGGAGCGGGCCGGUCGCAGGUGGAAUCCAGGCAUCGCGCUCCGACGAUGUCAGGGCCGUGUCAUGCGCGGGCAGAGCGGCCCUCCCCCCCCCCGCACCCAACGUGACCAUCGAUGUCCGUCAACCUUCUCGGGCCCGUCGGGCCUCGGACAGAGGGCUCUCCCCUGCGCCGUGCCCACUGCGGAGAGCAGGCUGGCCCGGGCGGCCCGCGCUCUGCCGCCAGGUCGUGGUGGUUGGACACGGGGGUGGCGCAGUCACCCGCCGCCACCCAGAGCGCUCGUGCAGAGCGAAGGUCGUAGAACUCGACGGCCGCCAGCGCCCCGUACAUGUCGACGUGGGCCACCUCCCCGAAAUCUUGGAGUCUUGCUGCGUAGCCUGUCUUCGCGAAGAAGCCCAGCAGGUCGACCAAGACGAUGCGGCAGUCCUGUGGCGCUGAUUGGAAAGGUUCAGCGCGGGACGCCAUGUGCAGCAGCGCGCUUUGGGCGCACCGCACGUCGAAGUACGUCGCCAGCACGGUCCCGAGCGUGCCGCCGAUGGCGUCGAGGCGGGCGACCUCUCCAAAUUUCGAUAGGUCCUGCACGAGCUUCGCCCCCACGACCGCCCACUCGCCGACAGCGUCGGAGACGCAGACCGUGUUCGACAUGCCCGCGGUCUGGCUGCGCGCCACGUGCGGCGGCGCGUCCGAGCUGCCCGCUGCCGCCUCCGGGCGCCCCGCUCCGAGGCAGCUCGGGCCCCCCACGGGCGGAGCGGCCUCGCGAGCCCGAGCUGCGCCGCCGCCGCCGCCCACGCCCUCGCAGGUGGCCCGAGCCGUGCUGCCGCAGCUGCCCGCGCCCUCGACGGAGGCCGGAGCCAUGCUGCCGCUCGCGGCCUCCGCAAGAGCCCCGGCCGCGCCGCCGCUCCGCAGGGCCAGUCGCGCGGCGCGGGCGCGGACG
Molecule: messenger RNA, 2820 nt
Organism: Prorocentrum cordatum
Lineage: Eukaryota; Dinophyceae; Prorocentrales; Prorocentraceae
Source: the annotation of a GenBank genome assembly